Molecule: messenger RNA, 7027 nt
Organism: Tyto alba (common barn owl)
Lineage: Eukaryota; Metazoa; Chordata; Aves; Strigiformes; Tytonidae
Gene: SHLD2
Product: shieldin complex subunit 2
Exons: 14
Coding region: 2810-5500 (896 amino acids)
Biological process (GO): regulation of double-strand break repair via homologous recombination
Cellular component (GO): nucleus; site of double-strand break
Source: RefSeq, a predicted model, not a curated record
ACACAGUGCAGGGGGCACAGUUUUUCAGGGAAAGUGCAGUUCGGGUGAAGACGCCUUUUGAAGGAAGCCUGUCCGGAAAACCUAGUUUAUCCAUAGGUGUUUAAGUGGCUGUUCUGUUAAGAGGGACCGGAGGCUUCAAGUCAAGCUGCUAAUGUGGCUACUCCGUGCUCUUGGCUAUUAUAUUGGUAGUAUGUUGCAUUUUAAGGUGUCUUGGCCCACUAAAGGGAGUUGGUUUACGAUGUGGCUUGUACCUUUGAGUAGCUCUCUAACAAUAUUGCUUUAAACUGUGUAAGAUGUUUUCAGGGUAUGGGAGAUGAUCGUGUGUUGCAGGUUCAUUUUAGAAGGAAGUGAUUUGUUUUUCUGUAGGAUUGGACUGCUGAUUGGAAAAUGCAGGGAUGUUUUUCUGUGUAGGAAAGGAAUGCCGGAGACCAAUGCCCUUAGGGCAGGAAUAACCAGGAAGUUGCUUUAUCGCUAUGGAAAUAUCUCUAACCACUAUUGACAUCCAGGUGCUGUGCUACAGGCUUGUGUGAAAGUAACUUUUGUAUGUAUCUGUCAGCAGGAACCUUAGCCACAGACUCUUUCAGUGCCCAUAAGCAUUUCAGGGGCUCAUUAGGUAAAGCUCAACUUCUCUAUGAGUUCUCAACUUUUAUAAAUGCAUAGGAAAGAAGAUGGUGAAAGGUAUAGUGGCAAUUAGUCCUUAUCAGCUAGUUGUUUUCACUUUAUUCUGUAGGUUAGAAUACAACUUCACAGACACAAAGGUUAAAUGAAAAAUAUGAUUAACUAGUUUGCUCUGGAGUGUAGGCUUAGAUCAAAAUAAGGUUAAUACACUUAGCUUCUAUCCUGCUUUCAGCUGUGGCAUCUCUGAUUUAUGAGCUUUACUCAGUUAUCAGAUGCUUGCAGUAUCAGGCUGUGUUUGUAAUACGCGUGUGUGAAUGUAUUUGAGACUGAGCAUGGGACAUGACAGUGGGAGAAUAAAGUGGAUCUCUGUGGGUUUGGUCAUACAACUGUAUUUGGAGUAACACCACCACCUUAGCUGCUCUCAUUUCUAAGCAAGACAGACUUCAGCAAAAUAUUCAACAAGCUGAGUGCUGAAUGCUAGUAUGUUAAUUUUCUUAGUCUUUAUUGUAGAAGAAGAGAUAGAGAGGGGUUUUUAUUUGCAUGCUUUCAUGAAAUAGUGUGUACAGUUUACAGGCACUUUACCAACCUCAGUAGGUCCAUACCAUGUUUCUGUUUGCUUCAAAUGCCUUCUGAAGACGAGAGUAAUCAUGCUGACUGAGGGUGUUCAAGAAGAGUCAGGAGUCGUAUAUCCAAUUCCACUAUUCCUAUAUGCAUAUGGGGUGCCAUCAGAAGAUUCACAUUUGAGUAGCACCAGUAAAAAAAAACUGCUGUAUGGAUACAAAGGACUUUAGCUCAAGAUAUUCUCAAGUUUUAUUGGCUGUAUUUUCCAACUUCACAAUGCUGUAAAGUAAAACUUCACAUAUAAUUAUUUUUGGCAUGGGAUGUGAAAGUAGAGAAGAGAUGGCUGUUUGUGUCUGCAGGAAAAUAUUGUACCAGCAUUCAGUCUUCAGACUAAUGGGGGGAAAUGUUGAUAAGGAAGAAUACAUUUGAAAUAUGAUACACGAUAUCUCUGGAAGUAGAGUGAAAUACAACUGCAUUUCUAGGAUCUUAAACUUACUUUUAUACUGAACUUCAAGUAUUGAAAAGGUCAGUAUUCAGCCUUUGUAGAAGAAGGUAAAGAUUGAAGCGAAAGAGCUGCUCACUGUACAAAAGCCCAGUCUGGAAGUGACUGAUUAUUACAUUAACCUCUGCGUGGUAUGGAAGUUCUCUAAAAACGCUGGAUUAGCUCUCGAAUUUCAUUUCUGGUGUUCUACUUCCUACCCCUGCAGAAUUGCCUACUGCAGCAACUUCUGUUAACAACACUCACAAAACAUAUGGCUAGGUGUCUGCAUUUUCAUGAACACUUGUAGCUGAGUAUUUUAAAAUUAAAGUAUAGCAGAAAUUAAAAAAAAAAGAACAAAGGGUCUUUUGUUUUGUCAAUUGUAAGGUGGGCUUAAUAGAUAGGAAAGCUAGUAACUUCUUGGGUAGGAUGAUACUGUAUAAAUGAAUUAAAGCAAAUUCCAAAUCAUCUCCUCAAGUUUUCCUGACCUAUUAGUGCUUAUUAAAUAAUUAUAAUUUAUCAGUAAUAUAUUGAAACCUUCCAUUUCAUAAAAUAAUCACUUAAUACAGUAUUUCCACAGUAAAACAGCAUGUGAAAUAUUUUAUUUCUAGCAAACUUUUAAGCUAAUUUUUAAUAGCUCUAGUAUUUUUAAUCAUUUAGUUGAAACUUUAAUUUUCUGGGAGGUGAAAUUAUCUCCUCACCAUGCUGUAAAAGUUUUACAGGCAUUUGUUUCUCCUGAAUUAAAAUGAAGCACUGAAUGAAUUCACGUUUGACUGUUUAAUUAGCAGUAAUAAAUGAAGCUAAGUUUGUUCAAUAAUUAAACUUAAAUUGAACUUCGCUAUAAUUCUACAUCUACUAUCUGCUCCCAAGUAUCAGAAUCAGAAAUUAAGCCCUACUGUAAACUUAUUUUUUCUAUGUAAGUGUGACAAAAUAAGUGACUUCCAUUUUUUUAUUUUGUACAUUUAAUUUUAUAGGCCUUAAGUAGUACAGUAGUGGUUUUACCAGUUAAAUAUGAAGUAAUCCUUUGAAUUGUAGGUAUUUUUAAAUUGUUAAGAAAAGGCCAAGUAUAUUUUUUUGCAUUUACUAAUAUUCAGUGUUGUGCUUAUUGCAUAAACCACAUUGUUUAAACUCAAACCUACACAGCAAUCAAAAAUGUCCAGAAGACCUCAAAUUCAUAUUUUUGUGGGAGCACCCAGUAUUCCAAGCCCACUAGAGGUGUCAGAGCAAAGUAGUUCAGCACCUGCUGCUGAAAAAUGGAGAGAACUUCGCUGUUUGUGUGUUACACAUAGUCUUUUUUCUGAGAAAGUCAAAGGUGGUGACCACUUAGUGUUUCAGGCAGAAAGCUCUAUAGUCACAGUGGUUCCUACAAAUGAUGACAGCUCUCAGAAGUCUGAACAGGGGAGAUUAAUGGCACCAAAAGAAUAUUUGACAUCUCUUGCAUCUGUGGCAGUAACUUGUACCAGCACACCUAAAAAGACUGAAAGUUUAAUUUAUUCUGAUUGUCAGAUAUCCAAAGAUAGAUGCACACAUGCAAAUGUAAAUCAGGCUGCAGGUCAACAUCUUCCACUAAAAUUUGCAGAAGCAGCUAGACAAGAUAAACAAUUACUUGGCUGUUGUUCAAACAUCACUGAAAGAAAAGCCAGUCAUUUAGAAGUUAACAGCUCUGACAUUUCUGAUUUGGUUGCCAGUACAAACCAGAUUAGCAUACAUCUAAGGUCUGUGGAACAAGGUGAUCAAUCAGAUAGUAGAAGUGAUCACCAUGAACAUCUAAGUCAAUACCUGGAUAUGUGUUUCCCCCAAAAUCAAGAGUCAAAACCAAAAGGAGAACCAAGUGAUUGUUCAGAUUUUGCAGUGUCAACAGAUACUGAAUUUCGUUGUAUAAUGACUUCAAGUCAGAUGGCUGUUUUUGCACAGGAUCAAAAUGAGAUGCAGAAAAGAUUCAUGAAACUAUUGGAAACAGAAGCAAGCAAAAAACCUGAAGAAAGGCAGCAUGAUUGCUUUCAAUUUGUUUCUGAUGUUGGUACAUGUCUUAAUGUGGCUGAAAAUGAAUAUAAGGAGGAAUAUACAAGUUCCCUUGAACUUUUCAGUUCUGAGGGCAGUGGGGAACAUGUUUGCUUUGAAGCUACAAAACAAGAAGGAAGUGCUCAAGAAAAUACAGAGAUUUCUCGAGAACUUAAUGUUCCUGCUGAGCACUUUGUAAAUGAAAUCCAUAUUGAACCAUUGAGCUCAGGAAUAUUGUGCUCCCAAGUAGACAGUUCUCAUAAGAGCUCUUCUAAGGGAGACCACAAGUGUGAAGAUUCCUUUCGUGUUUUUCACUCUGCGUAUAAAAGACAGCUGAAAUCAAAGAAAGCUAAACUGAAUUCUUCUCCAGCUGGUCCAGGGAUGAGCGUGGAUCAAGACAGGAUGAGAGAGUUCAAGAAACUUCAAAAGAAACUAUCACCACUUAAGAAUUGCUGCUGCAAAAAUCAAAAGUACAAUGUUUUGGUCACAAUAGUACAUCCUUGUCAUAUCAAAGAAAUACAGGUGAAGACUAGACCAAAAUCUUCAUGUAAAGUUCCUGUAGCAACAAUUGUAGUUAUUGACCAGUCAGCAAUUGAGCGAAAAGUGGUGCUGUGGCGUGGUGCUGCAUUUUGGUCACUCACUGUGUUUCCUGGGGAUAUUGUACUGCUUACAGAUAUAAUAAUGUAUGAGAAUCUUUGGUGUGGAGAAAUGAUGCUGCAGUCUACAUUCAGCAGUCAGUUACUGAAUCUGGGGAACUGCUCAGCUCUCAAUCCAGAAGAAUUUUAUCCUAUAGUGGAUGGUGGUGUUCUCCAUGGCUUAUUGGCAUACAUAUCAUCAGAAUUUCCACACUUUGAAGACAUUCCACGAAGACAAGUUCAGAGACUGGAUAGUGUUCAGUAUAUGCAGCUAGACCAGCUCCAGCCAAAUACAUUGAUUCACUCAAUCUUGAAAAUUAUCAACAUUGCAGUAUUAACAGAGUCUGUGUAUAGCUACAGAGGUGGCAACCAAAGAAAAAUUGUUCUUACAGUAGAACAGAACAGAGAUCAACACUAUAGGAUGGUGCUGUGGGGAUCAGGGGCUGCCUGGUGCCCUCAACUUCAAAGGAAAAAAGAUCACAUAUGGGAUUUUAAAUACCUUCUGGUCCAACACAGUUCUGUCUCAGGUGACUUUGAACUGCACACAACUCCGUGGUCAUCCUAUGAGUGCUUGUUCGAUGAUGACAAAAGGGCAGUUGAAUUUAGAGAAAAAUUUCAGAAAAGCAAAACAUCCCUCAUGCAGAUGACGAAGCUCUCAGCACAUCUGGAGGAAAAAUGCUCAGGUGUGAUUCAAGUGAAAGCCCAUAUCCUAGAACUGAAGUUUACCAUUUCAACUGGUCAGUACAAACAACUCAUCUUUCGUGCUGACACUUCACUGAAGUGUGUUCUGGCUUCUCUGCCUAUGAUCACAUAUUCAGGUUGUGCUAAAUGUGGCUUGGAACUACAGGCAGAUGAGAACAUGAUCUACAAGCAGUGUAUCAGAUGUUUGCCAUACAACAAAGUAAAAACAUUCUACAGACCUGCUUUGAUGACAGUAGAAGAUGGAGGAUAUGAAAUUUAUGUUCAUGUCGUGUCUGAGUUGGUAGAAAAAAUCUUCCUCAAUAUUCCUGCAGACUGGCUGAACAGAUUAGUAGUGCCUUCUUCAGAUGUAACCUACAGCACAGUGGUAGCAGAUCUGUGUCAUUUGCUGCUAGCAGAUACAGAAGCAUCCUAUUUAUUGGAAAUUCAGAGCCAUUUUGUGCUAGAUGAAAACAGCUGUCCUUUGCAAAAGGAUUUCCAUCUGCUAAAUUUUCAUCCUGAUCUUUGAAGCACUGACCUCUGCAAUAACUGAGUAACAGAGACCAUAGGAACACACAGAUGGCAAACAGAUGAAAAAUUAAUUAGCUCAAGGAAGCGAAUCUCUUUACAGUAAACGAUUUUGGUUUUAACUUAUACAAAAAAAAAAAAAAAAAAAGGACUGGUAUGGAAUAUCUGCUAAUAGUAUAUAUGCUGCUGUAAUACUGAUAAAUUAUCGUAAAGUAUAUUUUUAUACAUACAUUUUUAUCUUAAACUCCUACUGGGUAUCUGUUUUCCUUUUCUCCCCAGAAAAGUUCACAAAUAUUGAGAGACAAUUUUUCUCAGAUAUGGCAGGUUAGAGGAAGGCAGCCACAGUUCAGUAAUAAUUUAAUUAUAAGAUUUUUAUUUGUCUUAACCAUGUUAUAGAAAGUGUAUAUGAUAAGUCUUUGUUUGCUUUGCUGUUGUGGUUGCUUUCCUUCUGACAGUGGAAUUUCUGCUGUUUACCAUCAGCAAUUUUGCUGCCAUUGUUUUCUCUUGUAAAACAGAACUGUCUCACUGAAUCUAAUCUUGAAGUUAUUGCACAAAUUUAAUUAAGAGGUUUUAAGCAGUUUAAACUGCUACAUUCUUUCAUGGACCCUUUAGAUUAUUUAAUUGUUGUAGUAUUUAUUAUUGUAGUAUUUGUCCAGCAUAAGCUGGCAAAUAAACUUUAUCACCUUAAGCCAAUUUAAUCAGUUUAACACUGCAAAACUUUCUCCCAAAUUGAUCAAAUUUGGAAAUGAAUUAAAUUCUUUUUAAAGCUGUAGUGUAUUCUGAUAGUGAUUUUUGUCAGUAACAGAUGAAGUGAUGACUGCACCUGACUUCAUAAAGUAACAACCUCAUAACUAUUACUCUGCAGAAGCGAUUAAAUAUAUAGAUUGGUAUUUUUCUCUGAUCUAAAUUGUGCCUCUUAGAGAGGCUGGUAGGAGCUCUAGGGUGCGAAUUGUAUUCACUGUCUGGCUAGAUCCUUGCAAAUCUUCACCUGCACUGUUCUCAAAAUCAGUUUCCACGUACACUGCUUCAGCUAUCCUCGGGCUUCAAACACAGAACUGUUCUCAGAACUGAAUUCGAUAAGUUGUGAAAUGUAUUAUAAUGCAAGUAAUGUGACUGAACAGCUUCCAUAUGCAGUUUCUUACAAUUGAAUAACCAUGUUUGUUGGUGCUAGUUUGGACUCUGUAUCUCAGGUGAAAGCAGUUUGGAACUGUUGUUUUUUAAUUAUGUUGAUUAGAGCUAUGUGUAAGCCAUGUGUUUUCAUGUGUACCAAUAAAGGGAAAGGUAGUAUUGUUUCUGACCAAUCUGGAAGCAACAGACACUCCUAAGGAUUAUUGGAUGACUUUGAAGAAAUGAAUUCUCAGCUGAAGUUUCACAGUCACUUACCUUAUUUCUGUAUUUAACUACUUGUGUACUGAUCAAUCUGGUCAGAUUCUAUUGAUCAAACAAGUUUGUAUAGCUCUGCUUCUCAUAGCAAACUCAGUCUUCUGAUUUAAGCCGUAGCCCUUUUCUAAUAAAAUAAUUCCCUGUA